GAGUGAGUGAGUGAUGCUCAGUGAGCGGCGAAACUGGACCUCUUUAAUUCUGCACAGCAUUGUGUCCGGAUUGUAUAUACGUUUGGAUUCUUCUUGCCUGCAGCGUAUAGUUUAAAUGAAUCUUAUAAGAUUUAUGAACAGCCGGGCACCAGCUAAUAAGAGGUAUCAGCCGACAGAAUAUGAGCACGCAGCUAACUGUGCUACACACGCGAAUUUGCAGAAUAAGGACUAUUACUUACAGCUCUGGAUCAUUCCCAGUAUUGUGGGUGGACUUUUGUUGUACUUCCUUUCUGAUGACCACUGGGAGGAGAUUUCGGCGUGGCUCUAUGGUGCUGGCUUAUCGAGCCUUUUUAUCAUUUCUACGGCCUUCCACACUAUCACCUGGAAGAAGAGCCAUAUGCGAUCCAUUGAGCAGUGUUUCCACAUGUGUGACAGGAUGGUGAUCUACUUCUUCAUUGCUGCAUCCUACACACCCUGGCUGACUUUACGGGAACUCGGUCCAUGGGCCGCUCACAUGCGCUGGGUUGUCUGGGUGAUGGCCUCUGGAGGAACUGCCUAUGUCUUCUUCUUUCACGAGAGGUAUAAAGUGGUCGAGUUGGUCUGCUAUACAGCAAUGGGAGUGUUUCCAGCGAUGGUUAUUCUGUCUAUGGCUGACAGGUCGGGUGUGUGCGAGCUGUUGGUUGGUGGCGGGUGUUACGUGUUGGGGAUGGUGUUCUUUAAAAGUGAUGGAGUGGUGCCCUUUGCGCACGCCAUAUGGCACCUGUUUGUUGCCAUGGGGGCGGGCAUCCAUUACUACGCCAUCUGGAAGUACUUGUACACACCUGGCAAUCAACAGACCAGCACCGCUCGGUGACACCCACACCCACCCACACACACAUACAGGGAUGCUCCCUAAAUGAUCAUCUAAAUGAUAAAUUUGGUUGAAGAAGGGAAAUAUAUUUCAUUCCAAAUUGGUUUACACACUGCUGGUGUGAAGCACAGAUCCUUAUUGAGCAAUC
Molecule: messenger RNA, 998 nt
Organism: Neoarius graeffei (lesser salmon catfish)
Lineage: Eukaryota; Metazoa; Chordata; Actinopteri; Siluriformes; Ariidae
Product: monocyte to macrophage differentiation factor 2
Exons: 8
Coding region: 116-853 (245 amino acids)
Cellular component (GO): membrane
Molecular function (GO): pore-forming activity
Source: RefSeq, a predicted model, not a curated record